This is a messenger RNA of Hemiscyllium ocellatum (epaulette shark), 2357 nucleotides long. Its product is annotated as E3 ubiquitin-protein ligase TRIM39-like. NCBI's taxonomy places the organism in Eukaryota, Metazoa, Chordata, Chondrichthyes, Orectolobiformes, Hemiscylliidae. The coding region runs from base 48 to 1352 and encodes 434 amino acids. The transcript is spliced from 6 exons. Gene Ontology annotation, molecular function: protein binding. The record is from RefSeq and is a predicted model, not a curated record.
UGGGCGGUAUUUGCUGACACUGCGGUGCAGCCAGUGGCCCCGGGACGAUGCUGAGCGGCGCGAUGUGCCCGCUCUGCCUGGACUUCUACCGGAACCCAGUGAAGAGCCCGUGCGGCCACAGUUUCUGCAGGGGCUGCCUGCUUCAGGGUCCGGGUCCGGGUCAGGGUCACCUGCUCUGCCCCCAGUGUCAGCAGGAGUUCACCCAGGCCAGCGUCCGCCCCGCCAGGAGCCUCCGGAGGAAGGCAGAGAGGGCUCGGAUACAGAUCGGCCGCCUGACCGAGGACCAGGCUCCAUCGGCGGCGCAGGGAGCGGGCGGCUGCAGGGUCCAGUCGAGCAGUUCCAUGAAGGAGGUGGCCGGACUCUAUAAGGAGAUGCUGCGGAAUAAACUGGGAUCCCUUCAGAGACAGAAGGAGCACCUUGACCAGUGCCGAGGCGUCGAGGCAGCCAACCGGGUGGAACUGAAGAAAUAUGUCAAAGAUCUCCGGGAGAAUAUCACCUCGGAGUUUGCGGAAUUGCAGCAGUUUCUCCGGAGAGAAGAGGCCACCUUGAUAGCGAGACUGGAAGAAAAGCAGAAGCUGGUGUCACGAGAAAUAGAGGACAAUAUGAUCAAGAUUUCGAGAGACUUGGCCUCCAUUAAUGAAACGAUAAGCAAAGUAGAGAGCUUGCUGGAUCUGCAAGAGAUGGAGCUGCUGCAGGAUAUGAGGUCCAAUGUCAAAUGGUCUAGAAUCGGAUAUCAGGGUCCCAAAACGCUUUCUGUUUCUCUGGCCCUGGGAGAGUUCAAUGGGCCUCUGCAGUACGCGGUAUGGAGACGGAUGCUGAAGGAAAUCAAGACAGUUCCAGCGCCUCUGGUCUUCGAUCCCAAGACGGCCCACCCCCACCUCACCCUGUCGGCUGACUGCAGGAGACUGCGUGCCGCCAGCGGGAGGCAGCAGACCCGUCGCCCGCACACUUUCGGUCGCUGCCUCUGCGCCCUGGCCUCAGAGGGAUUCACUUCGGGGACGGCCUACUGGGAGGUGAAGGUGAGGGCCAACUGGGAGUGGGUGCUUGGUGUGGCCCCGCAAGCCGUCAUCGGGCCGAAGACCCACCAGGCGGAGGUCCGUGUCUGGGCCCUGAGGAGGUCGGGUGAGGAAUACUCUGCCCUCACCUCGCCCCACACCCCCCUGCACCUCAGCGUCAAGCCCCAGAGGAUCGGACUCUUCCUGGAUUACCAGGCCGGACAGCUGUCCUUCUACAAUGCCGAUGACAUGUCCCAUCUCUACACUUUCACCGACACCUUCAGUGAGGAGCUCUACCCUUACUUCUACACUGGCUGUAAAAUGGACCCGCUGAAAUUGGUCAGCUCGCGUUUUUAAGGAGCAGGGAAUGAGUGCCGUGGCCCAACUGCAUUUUCCCACUUUACAGAGAAACAGGAGAGAGCUGUUCAUCACAUCAUAGAGAUGUACAGCAUGGAAACAGACCCUUCGGUUCAACCCGUCAAAUUAAUCUAAUCCCAUUUGUCAGCACUUGGCCCAUAUCCCUCCAAAUUCUGGAUGAGUGGUGCUGGAAGAGCACAGCAGUUCAGGCAGCAUCCGAGGAGCAGUAAAAUCUAUGUUUCGGGCAAAAGCCCUUCAUCAGGAAUACAUAUCCCUCCAAACCCUUGCUAUUCAUAUACCCAUCCAGAUGCUUUCAAAUGUAAUUGUACCAGCCUACACCACUUCCUCUGGCAGCUCAUUCCAUACACGUACCACCCUCUGUGUGAAAAAGUUGCACCUUAGGUCCCUUUUAUAUCUUUCCCCUCUCGCCUUAAACUGAUGCCCUCUAGAUUUGAGCUCCCCGACCCCAGGGAAAAGAUUUGACUGUUCACCCUACCUAUGACCCUGAUCAUUAUGUAAACUUCUGUAAGAUCGCCCCUCAGCCGCCAAUACUCCAGGGAUAACAGCACCAGCCACAUCAGCCUCCACCUGUAGCUUAUUUACUAACCAUAGUCUGUCUGCCGUUCAAUCAAAUGGACAGCAGAUCCGUAUCUCAACUCUUACUUAUUCCCAACACACAAAAAAAACGCAAUCACUUUUGGCAUUUUUCCCACUCCCCAUCAUUGUGCCAAGCCGUGCACACUGACAACGCUCCUGAUUGGUGACGCUCCAGUCUUCAGGCCUUCAUUCCUUGUUCAGGCCCACUUCCCCCUCACACCCACCCCCACCCAAAUGGUAUGGAGGGGAGGUCUGAUGAGAAAAGGCUGGGGGACUUGAGACCAUUUUCUGACUUUCCCCAACCUGGAGAAAUAGUUUCUCCUCUUCUACUGCGUGAAGCCCCUUUGAUGUUUGGAACAUCAGGUUAAUCGACUGGGUUGAAAAUGUGUUGCUGGAAAAGCGCAGCAG